UAACAAUGUAAAAGUAGAGUUUCGAAGGCAGCCGGAAUCGGGAUUCUGAGUUGCGCGCAGAGCAGCGAGCGGCUCGGUCGUCGUCGAGGUCGUCUCAAAAACCCAGCCCAGCCUCCCUUUCUCCGGCCAACCAUCGCGAACCUGUCCGGAUCUGCCUCUUUUUCUCUUCCUCUACAUCUCUUGCUCUAUCUCUACUUGCUCGACUGAACUACUGAAACAAUGAGUGGCCGAUUCGUGAGAGCGUCAAAGUAUAGGCAUGUCUAUGGACAGCCUACCAAGAAAGAGCUCUGCUAUGAGAACGUCCGAGUCACUAAGAAUGCCUGGGACUCCAGCUUGCUCAAAGUCAACCCCCUCUACAUGUCUGUGAACUGGGACGCCUCUGGCGGUGGUGCGUUCGCAGUCAUCCCGCUCUCGGAGCGCGGCAAGGUUCCCGACGUCAUCCCGCUCUUCCGCGGCCACACCGCCGCCGUGCUCGACACGGACUGGAACCCUUUCGACGACUCGAUCGUUGCAUCCGCCUCCGACGACGGCAAGGUCGGGAUCUGGAAAGUGCCCGAGAAUUUCACUGUUCAGACCGCUCCCGGCGAGCCGAUCAAGGAUGUCGCGCCAGAGGCGAAGCUGAGCGGGCAUGCGCGCAAGGUCGGACAUGUGCUCUGGCACCCGACCGCGAACAAUGUGCUUGCGUCGUCGUCGGGAGAUUACACGGUGAAGCUGUGGGAUAUCGAGAGCGGGAAGCCCAAGACGACGUUGAAGCACAGCGACAUGGUGAUAAGCAUGUCGUUCAACUACAUUGGCUCGUUGCUCGCGACCACGUCGCGCGACAAAAAGAUCCGCAUCUGGGAUCCGCGCACGGAGAAAGUCGUCGUCGAGGGACCCGGCCACGCGGGCGCCAAGAACCAGCGCGUGGUCUGGCUCGGCGAGCUCGAUCGUCUGGCGACCACGGGCUUCUCGCGGAUGUCGGAUCGCCAGGUGGCGCUGUGGGACACGACCGAUAUCAAGAAAGGUCCGAUUGGGGAUUUCUACAUGCUCGACUCGUCGGCGGGAAUCUGCAUGCCGUACUACGACCCGGGCACAAAGUGUCUGUACCUGGCGGGUAAGGGCGACGGCAAUAUCCGGUACUACGAGUACGACAACGACGAGCUGUUCCCGUUGUCGGAGUACAAGUCCUCGGACCCGCAGCGCGGAAUCGCGUUCAUGCCCAAGCGCGGCGUCGACGUGCGCGAGAACGAGGUCGUGCGCGCGUACAAGACCGUGUACGAUACCGUGAUUGAGCCGAUCCAGUUUAUUGUGCCGCGCCGGGCGGAGAUGUUCCAGGCGGACAUCUACCCGGAUUGCCCGUCGAGCGAGCCCGCGUUGACGGCUGAGGAGUGGUUUGGCGGGAAGGACGCGGCGCCGAAGGUUAUCAGUCUCGAGGCGGUGUACGAAGGUACCGUGCCUGUUGCGGUUGCGGGCGAGAUUCCUGUCGCGAAGGCUGUUGAGAAGCCUGUUGAGAAGCCUGUCGAGAAGCCUGUCGAGACGCCUGCGCCGAAGAAGGAGGAGCCUGCGCCGGCGCCGCGGACGGUUGUGGAGGAGAAGAAGACUAUUGAGAGUGCGCUUGCGACGCCAAAGGUGGAUGAUUUGCUCGCCAAGGCGAGCGAGGCCGAGGACGCGCCUGUGCCGGCUGUGUUGGCGAAGGAGGAGUCAUCGUGGGAUGCCGAGCCCGAGCCUACUCCUACUCCCGCUCCUGUUGCUGCUACUCCUACCCCGGCGCCAGUCGUCGAGAAGAAGGAGGAGCCUGCUCCUGCUCCUGCUGCGGAGAGCACCCCUGUGCCCAAGUCAGGAGCGUCGGGUAUGCUGGCGAGCAAGCUUGAGGCACUGCACAACAGCAUGUCGGACACGAAGAAGACGCUUGAGUCUUACGAGGCGCGGUUCACGGAGGUUGUGCUGUCGAACGCGCAGGAGCUUGCGGCGCGGGAUGGUAAGAUCCAGGCGCUGGAGGCGGAGCUUGAGAAGUUGAAGGCGUUGGUGUUGGGGAAGAGUGCGGUGGAGACGAACGGAGAGGAGAAGGUUGAGGAGAAAGUUGAGGAGGAGGUGAAGGAGGAGACGAAGGAGGAGGUGGAGGAGGAGGUGGAGGCGAAGGAGGAAUAAAUUCGUAUAAGAUGAGGGGUGAAUAGGAUAUGCUGUAAGAGAUACGAGUUGUGGUUUUGGCCUUUCUAAGA
Messenger RNA from Myxozyma melibiosi, 2198 nucleotides. RefSeq lists its product as uncharacterized. The record is from RefSeq and is a predicted model, not a curated record. The coding region runs from base 220 to 2127 and encodes 635 amino acids. Gene Ontology annotation, molecular function: actin filament binding. Gene Ontology annotation, biological process: actin filament organization. The transcript is spliced from 4 exons. Lineage: Eukaryota; Fungi; Ascomycota; Lipomycetes; Lipomycetales; Lipomycetaceae.